AUGAUAAGAUCGGCUUCUGAUGUCAGUUUGCUUGUUAUCGUGGUAGCGGCCAUUGUUACCUGCACAACUGCAUACAGAAAAGGUGAUGUUCGACUCGACACUGGACAGAAUAUGGUAUCACCUUACGAAGGUGUGGUUCAAGUGUACAACAACGGCAGCUGGGGUGGCGUUUGCGCGGGAGAAUUCGGCAAUCAUGAAGCCAUGGUUGUCUGUCACCAACUCGGUUACGAACUCAACACGCGUACGGCGAAGUCACAGGACAUGUUCCCUGGGAAUAACAACAUGGUGGUAACAGUGAGCAGGCUGGGUUGUCAUGGGAACGAGAAUUCGCUUGGGAACUGCCCUACUGUUGAGUAUGUAACGGGUGCGAGCCCGACUGUAUGCCUUGGUGAUUGGGAUGUGGCUGCCGUUGCAUGCAGCCCCAUUGAUGAUUAUGCAGUACGUUUGAUGGGUGGAAGCAAUCGUUUUGAAGGUAGGGUGGAGGUAUACCACAGAGAACACAGCAGCGGGGUAUGGGGAACCAUAUGUAACGAUUAUUGGGGCUACUCUGACUCCAAGGUAAUAUGCCGGCAGUUGAAGUACGGUAAUCCCGAAAAGGCGCGAGAGAGUAACGGUGACUACUACAAGGCCGGGUCAGCUGGCAUGCGCGUGCUCCUGGAUAACGUUGGCUGUUACGGGGACGAGACCACACUGGCAUCAUGCCAUCACCGGGGAUGGUACAUUGAGAACUGCUACGGGAAUACGGAGCUUGCUGCAGUUGUGUGUGAACCAGCAAUCGAACAAGGCUACCUGACUGUGGGAGCCAUUGCGGGCAUCGUGACGGGUUCAAUACUAGUCAUUAUAUUCGUUAUGAUGCUCGGUGCUGUCUGCUGCAAGCAAAUGAAGAACAAGAAGAGGUCUCGCACCGAUCCCACCUCUGCCACCGCUUAUAGUCAGAACACCACAUACAUGAUCUCACGCGGCUCUGCCGCAGCUCCUGGUGUCCAUCUACCAGCUGGUAACCAACCCGGUGUUGUGCAUUACAACGUGGCAGCAGUACCACCGGGACCACCUCCGUAUUCCGUCGUAGGCCCGCCUGGUUCAGCCGUCGCCGGGUACCAACAGCCAACGUAUCCUGGGGCUACUCUUGGAGGGACGGCUGGAAAUUAAUCGCAAACUAUGUAUACGCCUACACAUUUAAGUGAGUAAUAAGUUUUGCUUGCAUUUACACAGCAAUUUGGAACAUUAGGAACUGCUGGACAGACCAAUGAACAUUAGAACUGAAUGGUCAGACCAAAAGUGUCAAAAUGUUGCAACUUAUAGAGACAAGUUUUAGUUUUGUGAUGAAGUGUUGUUAAUUUUGCUUGCCUUUUAUUAUAUUUUUUAAAAAUUAUUGAAAUAUACUGUUAAAAGCAUAUUAAAUAUGCUUUUCACUAUAUCAAAAGGAUCAUAUUAAUUUUGUUUUAAUAUGAUCCCUUUGAUAUAGUUACAUGUGCUGCCUUGUGAUCCUUUUCAUGUAGAAUAGAGUUUGUAUUGGUACCAUGGUCGUACAAAAUGUGUAUACAGCAGCCUAUUUCCUCAUCUAGAUUCUGAACAGGCUUUGAUGAGAACUCACAUAGAUGUAGAUGUGUGUAUACUGCAUGUACGGCAGUUAAUGGUUAAAUGGCUUCAUGACUUGCACCCCGACUAAAAAUAUUGGCAAAACGGGGAGAUAACCAGUACAAGAUUACUCAGUUGGUGAAGCGCUGGCACAGUAUAGCCAGAGGUUUCAGGUACAAGUUCCGCUCAACAAAAACUACGUAGUAAACCCUACCGCACAUAACUCAGCGAUUCUUGGGAGUAUUUUUAUGAUAAGGUACUACCAGUGCAUAAUAUGAAGUUCACCUGUGUGACAAUGACGUGCGAUCGAUGUGUACAUUGAAAGUGAAAAACAAAUUGUGGAACAAAUUCAUGUUAGAAGUUUU
Molecule: messenger RNA, 1943 nt
Organism: Asterias rubens (European starfish)
Lineage: Eukaryota; Metazoa; Echinodermata; Asteroidea; Forcipulatida; Asteriidae
Product: scavenger receptor cysteine-rich domain superfamily protein-like
Exons: 5
Coding region: 1-1149 (382 amino acids)
Cellular component (GO): membrane
Source: RefSeq, a predicted model, not a curated record